Molecule: messenger RNA, 1154 nt
Organism: Megalopta genalis
Lineage: Eukaryota; Metazoa; Arthropoda; Insecta; Hymenoptera; Halictidae
Source: RefSeq, a predicted model, not a curated record
UAUAUAUGGGGGUCACAAGCAACGAGCGAACGCAGUUUUCCUUCGGCCCCGUAGCUGCCAACUAGGAUUUCGGGAGCCGGCCGCGCCGCCAUCAUGAAGUUACUUCUGAUUUUCUCGCUGCUCUUGGUAGCCAGUACAGCAAUCACGGUAAACAGACGGGAGAGAGAGGACUCGGUCGUCGCCAAGAAACACGACAAGAGAGGUCUCCUCAAUUUAGGAUACGGUCUGCCACCGGAACAGGUGUACGCGGCCCCUGAACCAGCACCUGUCUACGAAUCGCCAGUGCCCGACGGUUACCCAAUCGGCGCGCACUUGGAAGCUGCCGCGCCGCCUUUACCUCCUCCAGCCAUAGCGCACCCAGCUCCAGCCAUUCCAGUACCCGUGCCACACCCAGUCCCGCAGCCGGUGCCGGUGCCCGUGCCGCAGCCGAUCCCGCAGCCGAUUCCGCAUCCGUUCCCGGUGGCGGUUCCAGUGACGAAGCACGUGGCUGUUCCGGUGCCGGUCGACAGGGCGGUUCCGGUUCCAGUGGACCGGGUCGUUCCUGUGCCGGUGGCGGUUCCUGUGCCGAAGCCGUACCCCGUCCACGUGGAGAAGCUGGUGCACGUCGACAGACCGGUGCCAGUGCCGGUCGACAGACCCGUCCACGUUCCAGUCGACAGACCAGUGGCUGUUCCGGUCCCGGUGCCGAAGCCGUAUCCGGUGCCCUUCGAGAAGGUGGUCCACGUGGAUAGGCCGUACCCGGUCCACGUGGCUGUGCCCUACCACGUGCCGAAGCCUUACCCAGUGCCCGUCGCCAUUCACGCGCACAAAUCUCACAGCUGGCUGAAAUGGUGAUGUCCUUCGUCAUCACCCUUUCCCUGUCUCUCUAGGUCAUGGCGGAAUAAUAAUCGGCUAGGUCCUGGUCACCUUCGACUCGCGCGAGAAAUUCUGGAUUAUUUAGUACCGUAGCUUCCGGUCGGAGGAUAUGUCGACGUAAUUUUAUUUUGUAUUUCAAAGAUGCGAAUCAAAAUUUUGGAGGGACGACGAGUGACCGGGAACUGGCUGGGCGAUGGUUAACGUGCGCAAGGAAUAUCUGGAAGAUAUUAUAUGUAUAUACUUAACACUACGCCGUCCGCAGAUCUUAGAUAUGAUUCAUUUGUUCGACGCCGGCAUAA